AUGAAUCAAAGUAUUUUUCUUAUUAUAGGAUUCAUUAAUCAAUCUAGUCACUCAAUUGACAUAAACUACUUAGAUAAAACAUAUAUUUCAGAUUCUGAUAAUAAAGAAAGUUUAUCUUUUCAAAAAACUCAAGAUGGUCCUCAUUUAUAUGGUGUAGUUUCUAUUUUAAAGACACUUUUAGAAUAUUUAAAAGAACCAUUAAAGAAUGAAUCAGAAAUCCUCCAAUGGGCCAAAUAUGCUUCAGAAGAAAUUAAUUUUUCAGAUUUUAAGAAUAUAAAUAUUGUUUUUACAUAUUUGGAUGAAUAUCUAUCUUCUCAAACAAUGUUAAUUGGCGAUCAAGUAACCUUUGCAGAUUGGAUAGUUUGGGGAGCCUUACGGAGUAAUGUAUACGCUCAAGGACUGUUGAAAAAAAAUCUCCAUGUUCAUCUCAAUCGGUGGUAUCGUGAAAUUGAAUUGGAUGAUUUUGUUAGCAGAACAAUUCAAUUAUUAAUGAAAGAAAUAAUUGAGAAAAAAUCUAGUGCAAAAGUAAAAAAACCUACCGCAAAUUACGAUAUUGGGCUUCAGGAUGCAAUUGAAGGCAAAGUUGUUACACGAUUUCCUCCAGAACCGAAUGGAUAUUUACAUAUUGGUCAUGCAAAAGCAGCAAUUCUAAAUGAAUAUUUUGCUAAGCAAUAUAAAGGAAAGCUAAUUAUACGCUUUGAUGAUACCAAUCCAAGCAAAGAAAAGACAGAAUUUCAGGAUGGUAUAUUAAAAGAUCUUGAGUUAUUGGGAAUUAAGGGUGAUGAAAUAACAUUUUCAUCAGACUAUUUUGAUAAAACAUAUGACUUUUGUAUACAAAUGAUUAAAGAUGGGAACGCAUAUGCUGAUGAUACAGACAAAAAUACUAUGCGUGCUCAGAGAAUGGAUGGCAUAGAAAGUAAAAGACGAAACAGAAGCAUAGAAGAAAAUCUUGAAAUAUUUUCUCAAAUGACAAAAGCUACUGAAAUUGGCUUGUUAAAUACUAUUCGUGCAAAAAUAUCAGUAAAUAGUCCGAAUAAAGCUUUAAGAGAUCCUGUUAUUUAUCGAUGUAAUUUAACACCUCAUCAUAAAACUGGAACUACUUGGAAAGUUUAUCCAACUUAUGAUUUCUGUUGUCCUAUUGUCGAUAGUAUUCAAGGUGUAACUCAUGCGUUAAGAACAAAUGAAUAUAAAGAUAGAGAUGCUCAAUAUCAAUGGAUGAUUAAAACUCUUAAACUUCGAAAAGUUUAUUUAUGGGAAUUUAGUAAAAUUAAUUUUGUUCGUACAUUACUUAGUAAAAGAAAGUUACAGCAACUUGUAGAUAGUGGGAAAGUUUGGGGAUGGGAUGACCCAAGAAUGCCAACAAUUCUUGGUAUUAGACGUAGAGGAAUGACUAUUCAGGCGUUGAAGCAGUAUAUAAUUAGCCAAGGCCCAUCAAAAAAUGUUCUUAACUUAGAUUGGUCAAGUCUUUGGGCUGUUAACAAAAAAGUAAUUGAUCCUGUCGCGCCUCGUUAUGCUUCAGUAAAUUUAAAAAAUAUUGUAAAAGUUACUUUACUUAACGGGCCAGAUACUGUAUAUAUUGAAGAAAAGCCUAAACAUAAAAAAAAUUCCCAAAUUGGUACAAAGAAAACAGCAUUUUAUAAAUUCAUUCUACUUGAUCAAGACGACGCUUUAACCUUCAAAGAUAAUGAAGAGAUUACGCUUAUGGAUUGGGGAAAUGCAAUUAUAAAAGAAAUAUCUAAAAAUAGUCAUGGCUUUGUUGAAUCAAUUAAAAUGGAACUUCAUCUUGAAGGUGAUUUUAAAGCAACAGAAAAAAAAAUUACAUGGUUAGCUGAUCUUUCUGAUCUUAUUGACGCUGAGUGUGUUGAUUUUGAUUAUUUAAUUACGAAGGAUAAAUUAGAAGAAAAUGAUCUUCUUGAAGAUUUUUUAACACCUUGUACUGAGUUCCACUCAAAAAUAAAGGUUGAUAGAAACUUUUUGAAUCUUUGUAAAUCAGACAUUAUUCAACUAGAAAGAAAAGGAUAUUUCAUUUGUGAUCAGCCAUGUGAUUCUGAAGGAAAAGGUCUUGUAUUAUUUGCAAUUCCUGAUGGAAAAGUUGUUAAUAAAUAUGGCGUUAAAAAAUAA
This is a messenger RNA of Pneumocystis jirovecii RU7, 2121 nucleotides long. Its product is annotated as glutamate-tRNA ligase. Gene Ontology annotation, biological process: translation; glutamyl-tRNA aminoacylation. Gene Ontology annotation, cellular component: methionyl glutamyl tRNA synthetase complex; cytoplasm; cytosol. The transcript has 10 exons. The record is from RefSeq and is a predicted model, not a curated record. Lineage: Eukaryota; Fungi; Ascomycota; Pneumocystomycetes; Pneumocystales; Pneumocystaceae. The coding region runs from base 1 to 2121 and encodes 706 amino acids. Gene Ontology annotation, molecular function: glutamate-tRNA ligase activity; ATP binding.